CCGCCCGUUGUGAACGCGUACUUGCAAGCUCUCACCCGCCUCAGCUCCUCUACUGCGUCCGGGCCGCCCGCCCGUAGCCAUGAGCGCGCUCGGCCCGGGUAUAGCCCGCCGUCCUCUAGAUUAGUCCCCGCCGCUUCCUAGGACCCGUUUGCAGCAUGGAGUCGCCCGCCCCUAACCAGCCCGCCAGCAUGCCCCAGUCCAAAGGAAAAUCCAAGAAGAAAAAGGAUUUACGGAUAACCUGUGUGUCCAAGCCGCCUGUGCCCAAUCCCACACCUCCUCGGAAUCUAGACUCCCGGACCUUCAUCACCAUUGGAGACAGAAACUUUGAGGUGGAGGCUGAUGACCUGGUGACCAUUUCAGAGCUGGGUCGUGGAGCCUAUGGGGUGGUGGAGAAGGUGCGACAUGCGCAGAGUGGCACCAUUAUGGCUGUAAAGCGCAUCCGGGCCACGGUGAACUCGCAGGAGCAGAAGCGGCUGCUCAUGGACUUGGACAUCAACAUGCGCACAGUUGACUGCUUCUACACCGUCACCUUCUACGGGGCCCUCUUCAGAGAGGGAGAUGUGUGGAUCUGCAUGGAGCUCAUGGACACGUCCCUGGACAAGUUCUACCGGAAGGUGCUGGAGAAAAACAUGACGAUUCCAGAGGACAUUCUGGGGGAAAUCGCUGUGUCUGUAAGUGGCCCAGUCCCCAUGGGUUGGGGAGAGUCCCAAUUGAGCGGGAGGGACAGAGAUCUAUCAGCCACCUCUUGUCACCUACAAGGAGUCCAGGCCCAGCAGGAGGGUGACAGUGUGCCAAUCACGUGUGUUGGCCAGAACACAAGUGAUGGGGUGGAGAGGGGAAGGCUCCCCGGACGAGGAGGCAGUGCUGGCAGGUGGGGUUGGGACUCUACAGAGAAGGGCUGCAGAUCUCAGUCAGCUGACCUGAUGCAGAGAGAGCCAUAUCAAUUCCUGCUUGCACAGAUUGAGAUGGCCAUCUUGCGUUUCCCUUAUGAGUCCUGGGGGACCCCAUUCCAGCAGCUGAAGCAGGUGGUGGAGGAGCCGUCCCCUCAGCUCCCAGCUGACCGGUUCUCCCCCGAGUUUGUGGACUUCACUGCUCAGUGCUUGAGGAAGAACCCUGCAGAGCGCAUGAGCUACCUGGAGCUGAUGGAGCACCCUUUCUUCACCCUGCACAAAACCAAGAAGACGGACAUUGCUGCCUUUGUAAAGGAGAUCCUGGGAGAGGAUUCAUAGCGGGCUGACAUGGGAUUCCACUGGUCCUCCAGCAUCCGAGUCCUCUCUGCUGGGGCAGUGCUUGCCCACAGCCAUAAGCUACUGCCAUCCUGGCCCUGGGCAUUCUGGGAGGAAUCGAGGGGGCUGCUCCUGCCUUGGCUCUGCAACCAGCCAUGUGUCUCAAGUGCCAAAGAACCAGUUCUUCCAGGACUCCCAGUAGGCCCAUGGGGGCCUCGUCAGUGCCUCUGCUCUGCUGCUCCAAGGACCCCAAGUCUCCACCAAGCCUUGGACUUGGAGGGGCCUGGGCACCCCACGUGAACUCUGCUGCCCCUCCUGGAGAAGGCAGCCAGUGCCUGUGUGGACGAGCCACCAGCUUGGGCCCCGCCUGCAUGCCACCCAAGUUGUAUAUUUUUUUUUUAUCUCAACUGAAUGGACUUUGUACACUUUGGCCCAGGGUGGCCACACCUCUGUUCUGGCCUCGUGUGGAGGACACAGUAGGGGAUGAGCCAUGUGAAUCCCUAAGUCUCUCAAGGGGUAACCUUCAGCUAUCUGGGGCCUUGACUCACCACUGGCUAGUGGCCUUGAGGGGCACACCUGUCCAGCCCCCCUCACCACCUCUAAUAGUGUUGGGUCACUUUUAUUUUCUUUUUCUUAAUUUUAAUUUAUCUUCUGUUGACUUUUCCUUUUGCUUUGUGGGAUGGGCUGUUUUUGUUUUUCUCUUUGUUUUUUUUUGUUUGUUUGUUUUUGUUUUUCCUUGCAUGGUUUGGAGUUGAUUACUUCUCCAGCCCUGGGCUUCCUGCAGGCUGAGACCUGCCCUUCUGCUCCGGCUGGAGUCUAGGGAGGUGGGGCUCAAGGUCUCUCGGUGGGCCUGUGAGGGCUCACAGGGUCUGUCUGUGGGUGUGCUUUGGUGGUGUUUUUAAACAGAAAAAAAGAAAAUAUAUUUUUGUGAAAGAAAGGCCUGCCCCUCUCUGGCCUUUCCCUGGCGGCCCCAGGCAGGCAACUGGUUGCUGUUUUAAUUAAAA
Molecule: messenger RNA, 2230 nt
Organism: Dipodomys ordii (Ord's kangaroo rat)
Lineage: Eukaryota; Metazoa; Chordata; Mammalia; Rodentia; Heteromyidae
Gene: Map2k3
Product: mitogen-activated protein kinase kinase 3
Exons: 10
Coding region: 156-1229 (357 amino acids)
Biological process (GO): protein phosphorylation; MAPK cascade
Molecular function (GO): ATP binding; MAP kinase kinase activity
Source: RefSeq, a predicted model, not a curated record